Molecule: messenger RNA, 1487 nt
Organism: Porites evermanni
Lineage: Eukaryota; Metazoa; Cnidaria; Anthozoa; Scleractinia; Poritidae
Source: the annotation of a GenBank genome assembly
AUGAAUACUAAGGUUCAAAGUUUGCUAUUAGUUCUUGUGCUUCUGUCUAGUAUGUUUAGUGACAGUGAAGGUUAUUUCCCUGCCAGAGUCGGACGCAAAUCUUCAAUUCAGGUCAGUCAUUUGUACUAGAAAAAACAAAACAAAACAAAAUCAGGUGUUAGUGGCAGAGUAAAACUUUUAUGAAAUGAUUCCUUUGUCUUCCAGCGCUUUCAGAAUUUUGCUUACUAUUAAAUGAAAUUCCAAAGUUUCAUAAAAAGUGAAAAAACAAUUCUUUCUUUUCCCUUGACAGGGAGCUGAUGGUAGUGAAGAUGCCUUUAUGGGAACUCGAGUGACUCGAGACCAGGUUAGUGAUAACUUAGUACAGUAUGAUUAUAUUUCAUUACCAGGUUUGUGAUGCUAUAUUGGUAGUUCAACCAUUGUAACUGGAUUUAAAACAGAAUUUUUGAUCAUUAAUCCUAGCCUUUUUAGGGAGUUCAAGGGGUAGUUUGAUUGAUUAUUGUUGAAAUAGAGCGAAGGAAGAUAAGGCGGGUUAUAAGCAUUAACCGGGUACUGAUCUUCUGAGAGGCUCAGGAUCCCCAGAGGAGGAGAGGGGUUGGCGACUCCCAUAUGAAUGCAAGGGGAAUGUUUACCCCAAAAAUGUCAAGGACUCCGACAUAAGUUUUGGGAAAACUGCUAAAAUACUGAAGAACAAGGUUGUGACGUCCCUGACUUUCAUGUUUGCCUGACUAGCGUUGCAUUUUCGGCUUCUUUCGUUGCGCUAUUUGACAUGCUUUUUUUUUUGUUUGUAUCCCUGGUUAUAGGACUUAUCCAAGAUGCGUUUAAAACGAGACGAUUUUUGCGAAGUCUGUAAAAGCGCCUGUUGAUGAUGCAAGACGGGUCAAACUAAAACGCUAUUAGCUAUAAUAAAAUUACUACAAUAAGCAAAAUACCCUAGGAAAAAUGACCAUACGCUUUCACGACCUAUAUAUAUAUACAAAGUGUUCAACUGGAAUUUUUAAAUAAAGGUGUCUAACUAUAUUUUAAACCAUCUGCUUCUCAGUUUCUGUUGUCUCACCCUAUUAGUGCUCAUGCGCGAAUCGACUCCCUCCAAGGAUUUUUCCCUUGGCAAAUAGGAAAAAGUGCUAGGGACUAGGCUGGCGAGAAAAUGAGAACAAAACCAGUAUUUUUGCAGGCAUACCUUCAUCUCUGAACCUGCUUGGUUUUUAAUUUGUCUUCGUUUUAUUCGUCCGAUCAUUGUAAAUAUUUUUUCUUUGAAUCGUUAUUUAUUUAGCCUGUGUAAAGACCCCCCUAAUUUUUACUGAGGGGAGGGGGGAUCUGUACACAGGCAGGAGCCCAUUUGAUGGGCUCCUGACACAGGCUAUUAUUUAUUCUAUUUUUAUUUAGUAACAGACGAAGAGCAACAAUGUGGAAGCCCUGUUAAUAAACAGAUUACCUACUUACUUACUUAUUGUAAAUCCAUAACAACAAAUGGAUUACACGUAGACUGA